Molecule: messenger RNA, 891 nt
Organism: Penicillium paradoxum
Lineage: Eukaryota; Fungi; Ascomycota; Eurotiomycetes; Eurotiales; Aspergillaceae
Product: rRNA-processing protein RRP15
Exons: 2
Coding region: 1-891 (296 amino acids)
Biological process (GO): maturation of 5.8S rRNA; maturation of LSU-rRNA
Cellular component (GO): preribosome, large subunit precursor
Source: RefSeq, a predicted model, not a curated record
AUGAAGCGCAAGGUCCUUGAUGGCCUGAAGGGCAACACUGGCCGCAAGAAGAAGUUCCAAAAGCAGCGCUUCUAUCACAGUAGCUCCGAGGACGAAGAAGAAGAUGGGAAUUUCAACGCCGUCAGUCUCGAAGACUCGGACGCCGAGGAGGGAGGUGUCACAGUGUCAAAGCCUUCGGCGCUUGAUCUCCGCAUGAAGAAGGCGAAGACCAAGGAAGCUCCCGCACCGCAACCGAAAAAAUCAGACAAGAGCGAUUCCGACUCCGACAUGGGCGAAGAGAUUGAGCUCGACGAGGCAGACCUUGAGAACGACGAUGACGAAAGUGAUGCCUCUGGAUCCGACGAUGAGGAUCUUUCCGAUUCAUCCCCAGCCGGCAAAGCCACAGGCGCCAAUCGCGGCCGAUCCGUCCCUAAGCGCAACGACCCUACCGCAUUCUCAACCUCCAUCUCCAAAAUUCUGUCCACAAAACUUCCCUCCUCCGCACGCGCUGACCCCGUUCUCUCACGAAGCUCUUAUGCCUCGAAGCUGUCUACCGAUGCCGCAGAUGAGAAGCUUGACAAGGCCGCGCGGGCCAAGAUGCGCGCCGAGAAGAAAGAGGAAUUGGAUCGCGGCCGUAUCCGUGAUGUGAUGGGUAUCCAGAGAGGAAUUGCUGGACCCGUUGCUGAGGAGGAGAAGCGCGUGCGCAAGAUGGCGCAGCGUGGUGUCGUCAAGCUGUUCAAUGCUGUGCGUGCAGCCCAAGUCCGAGGAGAGGAGGCCGCCAAGGAUGAGCGCAAGAAGGGUACAAUUGGUAUGGGGGAGCGGGAGAAGGCUGCCAACGAGGUCAGCAAGCAAGGAUUCCUUGAGUUGAUCAAUGGAAAGAAGGGAAAGCCUUUGAACAUCGAAGAGGCGUGA